UGUCUUCAAGUGAUCAUACUGUCACUCGAUCAUUCUUAGCGUAAUCAGUUGUACCUCAGCGUUGAUCGUGAGCACAUAGAAAUCAUACUAGCCAUACUAGAAAUGCUGAAACCAUUAGUUUUGCUAUCAGUUUGUGUGUUGACGGUGUUCGCUGAUUGCCGAUCAUAUUUACGGAGUAGUGCAUCACACGACAAAGCACCAUUAUGGCUUAAGCCCAAAGGAACAUUGUACGUGCUACAAGAACCCAAGGGAUCGCAUUUUCAAUGGAAUGAAGGAGAGAGCGUUCUUAUCGGUUGUGCCAAUAGCAAAAAUAAGAUCGUUGAAAUAAAUGAACAUUUGGCAAAUCUGUCGUGUAUAAAACAAAUGGAUUUCAGGUUCAAUGGAAAAAAGUAUGAGCACAAUCAGCUCAACUGUUCCUCAAGUAUUUCAAGCUCGAUAAAACCUCAAAAUCGCCCUUGCGCCGGUGGGACUGGUGCUCUUUUCGAUAUUGGAUAUGAAAUCUUGGGAAUACCAUUUGUUAAACUUUUUAUCUCAUGCUACAGCUUAGAGAAAGCUUCGGUUAUUUAUACUGAACAUGACAUCCUUGGGCAUUCCAUCGAUAUUGCGCAAAUCAGUAACGAUCGUCCGGCGUUCAGGGUUGGCGGAUUGAGCAGCAAGGUCAAAUUUUCUUCAGUCUACACCCAGAACUCUCAACGGACCCGAUUAGCGGAGCUGUUAGGGUCAGAAGCUGAAGCACGGAAGUAUAUUUCGUCCUCUUCGUUCUUCGCAAAAGGCCAUCUUACUCCAGACGGGGACGCAGUUUUAGAUACCUGGGCUGCAGCAACAUAUUUUUAUAUAAACGCAGCUCCCGAAUGGCAGAUAAUCAAUGUUGGAAACUGGAUACGGGUAGAAAAUUCUGCCCGAGCCUUCGCCGCACGGGUAAAUGACACCGUAAAGGUUAUCACCGGAGUAUACGACAUUUUGGUUUUGCCGAGUGUCACUGGUCAGUUGGUUCCGAUAACAUUAUCGGAGAACUCUCAGCUGGAAGUGCCCAAGUGGUUCUGGAAGGUGUUAUACCAUGCCAACUCGGCUGUGGCGUUCGUGACGUUGAACAAUCCUUACGCUCAGCGGGGCGAGUAUCUCUGUCAGGAUGUUUGUGACCGUUUCGGAUGGAGCCACAAGGAGUUUGCCGAUUUGGUGAAAGGAUUCACCUACUGCUGCAGUGUACCGGAGCUUCGCAAAGUAAUCAAGUUCAUUCCGACGAAAGUAGACACUCCCAACAUUCUUCGUUUUAAUUAAAUUGUUUUCCUCUCCAUGAGCUCUAUGUGUCUCGCAGAAGAUACCGCUCGAAUGUGCAAAUAAUGUGCGAUACGAUUGAACGAUUGAAUAAAAACCAAAGUCAAUGAUUGCACCGUGCGGCGAGAAAUAGUCAUUUGCUGGGAAGAUGUAAAUAUUUAUAUUUGCUGUAAAUUGUUUUAUAAUUUUCAGCAUUAACUAAAAUGUCUAUGCUCUAACAUAAGCAAUGUUACUUCAAAACAAUAGUCUGGGUUAGCCAUCAAUGCUUUACCAAAUUACCAGCCAAAUAAAAUAUAAGUUAAAAGCAAACUCACGGGCGCAACUAAGGAAAAUUCCUUGGUGAAAAUAAUCUAAGAGAAGGUUUAGAAACGCAUUUUGUAAUAGUACUUACCAAAUAAAUUAUGACAUCUCAA
Messenger RNA from Wyeomyia smithii (pitcher-plant mosquito), 1688 nucleotides. RefSeq lists its product as uncharacterized. The record is from RefSeq and is a predicted model, not a curated record. The coding region runs from base 103 to 1278 and encodes 391 amino acids. The transcript has 5 exons. Gene Ontology annotation, cellular component: nucleus; mitochondrial inner membrane. Lineage: Eukaryota; Metazoa; Arthropoda; Insecta; Diptera; Culicidae. Gene Ontology annotation, biological process: apoptotic DNA fragmentation. Gene Ontology annotation, molecular function: metal ion binding; RNA endonuclease activity; single-stranded DNA endonuclease activity.